UGCACACAGGAUGUAACACGCCAAAAAACGGAAGAAGAAGAAGUAGUAGCUUCACUCGCUGUAUCUCUUCAUGCUGAAGCAGAACACACACGAGAAUCGUGUCGUAUUUUUCUCCGGAAGCUUGCUGUGUAUUUAAAAAUCAUGGCUGAUGAAGAAUUGGAAGCCAUUAGGCGGCAACGUAUGGCAGAACUGCAGGCGAAACAUGGGGACCCUUCCAGUGACCAGCAGGGGCAGCAGGAGGCCAAACAGAGAGAGACUGAGAUGAGAAACUCUAUAUUGGCUCAAGUCUUGGAUCAGUCUGCCCGUGCCAGGUUGAGUAAUUUGGCUCUUGUAAAGCCAGAUAAAGCAAAAGCUGUGGAGAAUUACCUGAUACAGAUGGCUCGCUUUGGACAGCUUGGAGGAAAAAUUACAGAGGCUGGAUUAAUAGAGAUCCUGGAGAAAGUCAGUCAACAAACAGAGAAGAAAACAACUGUAAAGUUUAACCGACGGCGGGUAAUGGACUCGGAUGAUGAGGAUGAUGACUGAUAUGCAGGUGUCAUGAGUCAGCUAGGCUUUCUGUACUCAUGGUACUUUUGGUACUCUGGUCUGCUGACCAGGACAUGACAGUGACUGACAGAUCAGUUGCCCUGCCCAAAACACAAUCACAGCCAAAGUAUUUUGAUCUGUGGUGAUACAGGAACUCUGUUACUGUUUUUCAUCUUUAGUUUAGCAUAUCCUCUUCAAUCAACCUUUUGCAGCAAUGCUGCUACAUAUUUAGAGACUUUUUUUUGAGAAUACAGUGGACAAUUCUGAUCUGUUGUUAUUGCAGUAAUUGGAACUUGCCCCAUAUCCUUAAUUGUGUGGACUUUUUUUGAGGAGACCUAUAUGUGCAACUGUUUACAUAAUAAAGGCCUUAAACAAAAUUUUAAGAAAUUCUUGUUACAUCGGUUUCAUUGCUUGUAACCAAACUACGUUUUUUUCUCUCUCUCUCUCUGGG
Sinocyclocheilus rhinocerous is the source of this 976-nucleotide messenger RNA. RefSeq names its product programmed cell death protein 5-like. Gene Ontology annotation, molecular function: DNA binding. The record is from RefSeq and is a predicted model, not a curated record. The transcript is spliced from 6 exons. Gene Ontology annotation, cellular component: cytosol; nucleus. Lineage: Eukaryota; Metazoa; Chordata; Actinopteri; Cypriniformes; Cyprinidae. The coding region runs from base 142 to 525 and encodes 127 amino acids.